Molecule: messenger RNA, 417 nt
Organism: Bactrocera neohumeralis
Lineage: Eukaryota; Metazoa; Arthropoda; Insecta; Diptera; Tephritidae
Gene: RpS28b
Product: 40S ribosomal protein S28
Exons: 2
Coding region: 90-287 (65 amino acids)
Biological process (GO): maturation of SSU-rRNA; ribosomal small subunit assembly; translation
Cellular component (GO): ribosome; cytosolic small ribosomal subunit
Molecular function (GO): structural constituent of ribosome
Source: RefSeq, a predicted model, not a curated record
CAUCUCUUUCUUUUGCUUCCGGCUGUCAUUUUAUGCGGUUGCUGCACGUGAAUUUUUUCGCGAAGUAUAUACAAAUUUUAUAAAAAACCAUGGAUAAACCAGUUGUUUGGGCACGCGUCAUGAAAGUCUUGGGCCGUACCGGUUCCCAGGGACAGUGUACACAGGUGAAAGUGGAAUUCAUCGGCGAACAAAACCGUCAAAUUAUCCGCAACGUUAAGGGACCAGUCCGUGAAGGUGAUAUUCUUACCCUGCUCGAAUCUGAACGUGAAGCUAGAAGACUUCGUUGAUUAGUCGGACGUUGGGCGAGAAGCUUGUUUAUCCGUUUUGCGUGAUUUGGUACUACGUGACUUUAAUUAAUCCAAUAGUAAUAACUAACAAGCGGAAUAAUGAAUAAACAAGUUUUUGAAUAGUACAAAA